This is a messenger RNA of Alternaria arbusti, 2613 nucleotides long. RefSeq lists its product as uncharacterized. Bases 1 to 2613 code for a protein of 870 amino acids. The record is from RefSeq and is a predicted model, not a curated record. Gene Ontology annotation, cellular component: membrane. NCBI's taxonomy places the organism in Eukaryota, Fungi, Ascomycota, Dothideomycetes, Pleosporales, Pleosporaceae. The transcript has 5 exons. Gene Ontology annotation, biological process: proton transmembrane transport. Gene Ontology annotation, molecular function: antiporter activity.
AUGUCUUCUGUUAUGGCAUCUGCGAGUGCGGCGCCCACGGAGCCUAUCAAGGCUCCGCCGCAAGCGGGCAUUCUGGAGGGGGUCAAUCCUGUGCAUUUUGACAAGAAUCAUCCGAUUAUUCUGUUUAUCGUUCAGGCAGGCAUAAUCAUCAUCUUCUGCCGCGCCCUCAACUGGCCCCUCUCCAAAAUCCGCCAACCACGCGUGAUAUCCGAAAUCAUCGGCGGCAUCAUCCUCGGUCCCUCAGUAAUGGGCCGCAUCCCCGGCUUCCAAACCUCCAUCUUCCCCACCGAGUCCAUGACCAACUUGAACCUAGUCGCCAACCUCGGUCUGACGUUAUUCCUCUUCAUCAUCGGAUUGGAAGUCGAUCUGCGGUUCCUACUCAGCAAUUGGCGGCCUGCGCUCAAUGUUGGGCUCGCGAGUAUGGCGGUGCCGUUUGGACUGGGUUGUGCGAUCGCCGUGGGGUUGUACAAUGAGUUCAAGGAUGAGCCGGGAACGGUGCAGAUUGAUUUUGCGAUUUUUAUGCUGUUUAUUGGUGUGGCUAUGGCUAUCACUGCCUUUCCGGUACUGUGUCGUAUCUUGACGGAACUGAAACUGCUCAUGACGCCGGUUGGUGUUAUUGUUCUUUCAGCGGGUGUUGGGAAUGACGUUGUUGGAUGGAUCCUUCUCGCUCUCUGCGUGGCCCUCGUCAACGCUGGUUCAGGUCUCUCGGCACUGUGGGUCCUCCUCACCUGCGCCGGAUACAUGCUGUUCCUCGUGUACGCCGUGCGACCAGUCUUCGUCUACGUCCUGCGUAGAUCUCGCGCACUCCAAGAUGGUCCCAGUCAAGGCAUCAUCAGUCUGACACUGCUCAUCGCCCUGGGCUCUGCCUUCUUCACUGGUAUCAUCGGCGUUCACCCCAUUUUCGGAGCGUUCAUGGCGGGACUUAUCUGUCCCCACGAGGGUGGUUUUGCUAUCAAAGUCGCUGAGAAGAUUGAGGAUCUGAUUGGGGCACUCUUCCUCCCGCUCUACUUUACUCUCUCGGGACUGAACACCAACAUCGGUCUCCUGGACUCUGGUAUUGUGUGGGCGUACGUCAUCGGCGUCUGCGCUGUCGCCUUCUUCUCCAAGUUCCUGAGUGCAACCCUUGCAGCUCGCGGAAGCAAGAUGCUGUGGCGAGAAUGCUUCGCUAACAUCGGACUGAAUGCCAAGAUUCUCAGCACCCGAACCUUCACCAUCUUCGUCGUGAUGGCCCUCGUUACUACCUUUGCAUCGUCUCCAUUGACAAUGUACUUCUACCCUCCCUGGUAUCAGAAGAAGGUUGAGGCAUGGCGUCGCGGCGAGAUUGACUGGGACACCGGCAAGCCUCUCGACGGCUCAGACGAAGGUGCCGAUGGGAUCAAUUACGAGAAGAUGGCUGCUGAGAAGAUUCAACGGAUGACCAUCUACCUCCGUCUGGACAGCAUGCCCAACCUGUUGGCCUUCACCUCGCUCUUCGGUGGAAACGCGGACAAGCCGGCGCCCAAGACGCACCCAUCGAAAGACAUCAGCACAAGCAAAGAGACAGGCGAGACGUCACUUGUCGAGACUGCACCAUCGCGACCAGUCGAAGCCUACGGUCUCCGACUACUCAACCUCACCGACCGUGGCUCCUCCGUCAUGCAGGUCUCGGAGCUAGAAUCCUACACAGCCUACGACCCAGUCGUGAACACGUUCCGCACAUUUGGCCGUCUUCACAACCUUGCCGUCAGCGGCGAAGUGCUCGUCGUGCCGGAAUCGUCUUUCGCUGAGACUCUCGCUACCCGUGCAUCUGACUCCAACUUCCUAGUCCUGCCUUGGAGCGAGACAGGCGGUAUGUCGGAGCAAGCCAUUAUCGAAGACAAGGGAACGAAGAACAAGCUCGCCGCUUCAACGUACAACACGUUUGUGCACGACACACUCGAACAAGCCAGUAUACCCGUGGCAGUCCUGAUCAACAAGAACUUUGGCGGCAGCAAGAACAAAGAGCAGAAGCAGCGGCUGAAGCUUACCAGGACAUACAGCAGUGUUAGUCUGUCUAGCGCCAGGGACAAGGCGGUCACAGCACCCAUCGCGGAUCGAAGCCACCACGUCUUCUUCCCCUUCUUUGGUGGCAACGACGACCGGACUGCUCUACGUCUGGUUCUCCAAUUAGCCGAGAACCCUCAAGUCACUGUUACCGUCGUGUACUUCGAUGUUCCGGAGUCUGUUAUCGGCCAAGCGUCGCCCGUCUCAUCAACGGUUCUAGGAAAGGCCGGAGAAGUAGUCACAACGACGACUACAUCCCGCGAGCAGGAUGCAGCCUUCUUCGCUUCGCUCCGUGCCUCACUUCCUUUCGAUCUAGCAAGCCGUGUCGUCUUCGAGACUAUGGCUUCCACUGCGCCUGUUCAGGAUGUCAUUGCCCGCGCGAGCAUUGAGGUCGGGCAGUCGCCGAGGAACGCUGGUGAUCUCAUCGUGCUGGGUAGGAACGUAGCAAGGAACAGUGUGUUGGAGAGGGAGAGCACAGCAGACGAGAUAAGGAGUAGCUCAAGUGCAGCAGCAACACUGGGUGUGCUUGCUGAGAAGGUCUGGGAGGGCAGACUGGGAGCUAGUGUGUUGGUUGUCAAGGCGGGAUUGUGA